Messenger RNA from Penicillium salamii, 1305 nucleotides. Lineage: Eukaryota; Fungi; Ascomycota; Eurotiomycetes; Eurotiales; Aspergillaceae. The record is from the annotation of a GenBank genome assembly.
AUGGGUUGGAAACUGCUUUUGACCCUUGUGGUCACAUUGUCCUCUAUGCUUUCAGUCUUCGGUGCUCCCAGCACUUCGUUGGGGCUUGGUAACCAAUCUACGGAAAAAUACGUGUUUGCUCACUUCAUGGUGGGCAUCGUUGGUAACUAUGAGCUCGAAGAUUGGAAAGUCGACAUGGCGGCCGCACAAUCCACUGGGAUCGAUGCAUUUGCUUUGAACUGCGCAAGUAUCGACACAUACACUCCUACUCAAUUGGCUCUGGCCUACAAAGCAGCUGCGGAAAUUGGCUUCAAAGUCUUCAUCUCUUUUGACUUUGCAUACUGGAACAACGGAGACACCGCGAAAAUCACUGCAUACAUGCAGCAGUACGCGGCACAUCCUGCACAAAUGCAGUAUAAGGGUGCCGCGGUUGUGAGUACAUUCGUUGGAGACUCGUUUAAUUGGGAUCCAGUGAAGAAGGGCACAUCCCAUCCGAUCUAUGCACUGCCCAACCUUCAAGAUCCAGCAGAAGCUACGACGAUUGCUUCCAAGAGCGCCGAUGGCGCAUUCUCUUGGUUGGCUUGGCCCACAGAUGGAGGCAACAGCAUCAUCCCUGGGCCAAUGACUACCAUUUGGGAUGACAGGUUCUUCCAUUUCCUCGAAGGGCGAACAUACAUGGCUUCUGUCUCCCCUUGGUUUUCGACUCAUUUCAACACUAAGAAUUGGGUCUUCAUCUGCGAGAAUUUACCAACACUCCGUUGGGAGCAGAUGCUUUCCCUGAAGCCCGAUUUGGUGGAAAUCAUUUCUUGGAAUGAUUACGGCGAAUCUCACUACAUCGGUCCAUCUGAGCCCAAUCAUAGCGACGACGGUUCCUCACAGUGGGCGACUAACAUGCCUCAUGACGCUUGGCGUGAACUUUACAAGCCCUACAUCGCAGCCUACAAAUCGGGAGCAUCGGCUCCCACUGUGGAAGAGGACAAAUUGGUUUACUGGUAUCGCCCUACCCCCAAGGGCGUAGUUUGCACCGGAGAUUCCCUCGGCGCUCCAAAUGGCAUAAGCAUGUUGAGUGACAGCAUCUUCGUCGCGACUAUGUUGACAAGCCCGGCUACCUUGACUGUUCAGAGCGGCAACAGCAGUCCUGUUAGCAUUAACGUUCCGGCGGGAAUUACAACAUCGAACGUGACUAUGGGUGUGGGUGAUCAGCGAUUUACCCUCACUCGAGGCGGACAGACCAUUUUGAGUGGCCGAGGUGGCCUAACAGUCCAAGAUCACUGCACCCACUACAACUUCAAUGUGUAUGUGGGAUCGAUCUCUCGAAGCUCCUAG